CUGAAAUAAAUAUAGUAAUCAACCCACCAAUAACUUACCACCAAAAAUUUCAAGUCCACACCGAAAGACAAAGGGUGAUUCCCCGAGGUCUAAUUCAAACUAAACCGCUAUCAUCUGCCCCCAGCGAUAACAAGAAGAAAUACUUCUCUAUAAGUAAGGAAAUGAAGUUUUACCCACUCGGGACUCGUUCAGACUCCUCUGUAAUUGGACUUAACUUGCCAUUGUUUGAUUUCAGUUUUGAAACGCUCCUGUUUAGUCCGAAGACAGUUGGGCGCUGAUUUAUAUGACUUUCUAAUUAAUUUAUACCGCGAUUGAUUCUGUGAAUUGUAUGAAGCUUUUACUUUGAGUGGUCUACCUGGUUUUCUUCAGUUCUUUGAGAUAGAAACAGGCAUCUUAAUGUAAUUUGAGAUGUCAGAGUCUACUGUCAUUGAUUAAAGUAACAUUAUUGCGAGAGUGAAAAAGGGACGACACUCUACGACAUGUAGUGCGCCAUCCUGCUUUAACAACCGUAAUAAUGUUUAUUCAUUAAGUCGUGGUAGAUUGAAUGGGCUUACAGUAACAGCAUGAGAAUGUAAAAAGAAGAAGAAGUUGCUGUUAACUGUACAAAAAAUAUUUAAGAGGCGACUGUGUAAAGGCUUAUCUAAGUAUCAGUUAACUAAAUUACAUCCAGACUCAGAACAAACAGUCCUACUCAUCCAACGAAAAAUUGUCCUUGGGCUCUCUCUCUCUCUCUCCAUUGCUCAGUCAGGCACAUUUUUAUUUAAGUAUUCUGCUUCUUGUAGCUCCUUGGAAGAAAUCUGUAAAAUGAAACACUUUUCAAAAUUUCUUCCAAAAAUACGAGAAAAUGUUCUGCUAUUUCUUUUAUCCAACAAAAUCAAUCAUUCAAAAUAAAUGGCUUACAACGUUUACUGUUAUAAUCUAUCAACAGUACAAUGAUACAGGUUUUACCACAACUUCUAGUUAACAUAAUGAGUUACAUAACCAAUAUCCAGUGUGGAUGACAAAUGAGUAUGAAAUCAAUUAAGAACUCAUUUCAUGGGAAUCAUCAACCGCUGUGUGUUGAUCACAUCAUGUCAUAAAUAUGUUAAAGUGUCUAGUCGUGUUAUAUUUUGUACGGAUUUUUGUUAGAAAUGCUGUUGCCGAUAUCGCAAUAGAUUAUUAUUACGGUAAUGACGAAAACACACGAACAACCCAUGAAUUUGGAUCGUGUUUGAGUGAGAAAGUUAUUAAUUCGUGUUCUCAGAAGUGCGGGCCACGACACGCCUGUUUGUGGGGACAAUGUUUUUGUGUUAAAGUACCUUCUGUACCUAAAACACAAUAUAAAACAGUAUUAUUAGAGGAAAGUGAUGAAGAUGUAUCGGAAUCUUAUGAAGACUUUGAUGACUCUCCCGAAACAUUGACUGAAAUGAAGAUCGAAUAUGAUGAUCUUGACGAGCGUCCCGUGUUGAGGCAUCAAAUCGCUCAUUUUUGCCCCAACCUAGAUAUCGCAAGAGUCUGCAUACGGAAAUGCAUGAAAGUAGCCAAACCAGCCUUUUGUGGUAAGGACCACGUUUGUUACUGCGGGCAUAAAUACGAUUUUCCUGGAAAGAAACCUAAAUUGAAGGCUACAGAUGUUCAUAAUCAGUUCAAGGAUUUGUACGAAAAGUAUUUUGGCCCCAAACACACUCAUAAUAAACACAGUCCAACUUGAUGAUGUUAAGUUUUCCUCCUCAUGUUUUGAGUAAAUUUAUGAUUCGUGGAUAUUAUUUUGUUUUAUUUAGAUCUACAUCUUAUUAACAUACGUUCGAUGAAAAAACAUCAGUUACAAUUUUAACAAUUUAGCUUAUCAGAUUUUAUCAAACAAUUUUAUACUAUGACUUAAUUCUGGUUACUGGAUAAAGUGGCUGUGACAAAUGAUUGCAUAAAAUAAAUAUAGAAUUGGUUAAUAAAUCUGCAAUUUCUGUUC
Messenger RNA from Trichoplusia ni (cabbage looper), 1945 nucleotides. RefSeq lists its product as uncharacterized. The transcript has 4 exons. NCBI's taxonomy places the organism in Eukaryota, Metazoa, Arthropoda, Insecta, Lepidoptera, Noctuidae. The record is from RefSeq and is a predicted model, not a curated record. Bases 1082 to 1690 code for a protein of 202 amino acids.